Molecule: messenger RNA, 1200 nt
Organism: Manihot esculenta (cassava)
Lineage: Eukaryota; Viridiplantae; Streptophyta; Magnoliopsida; Malpighiales; Euphorbiaceae
Product: 14-3-3-like protein 16R
Exons: 4
Coding region: 121-906 (261 amino acids)
Biological process (GO): signal transduction
Cellular component (GO): cytoplasm
Source: RefSeq, a predicted model, not a curated record
UGAUAAAACAUAAGUCUCCGCUAUUCACUUUCCCGAUCUUUCCUAAUCCUCCCAAAUUUCUCAAACUUCCUAGAAAAACUCCUUCCCAAUCUCACACCCAAAACCGGAAGAAAUCCGAAAAUGGCCGCUGGAUCUCCACGUGAAGACAACGUUUACAUGGCCAAGCUUGCUGAGCAAGCCGAGCGCUAUGAGGAAAUGGUUCAGUUCAUGGAGAAGGUGGUCUUUUCCACACCGGAAUCAGAUGAGCUCACCGUUGAGGAGCGCAAUCUCCUUUCCGUCGCAUAUAAGAACGUGAUCGGCGCCCGCCGUGCAUCCUGGAGGAUCAUUUCCUCCAUUGAACAGAAGGAAGAAAGCCGAGGGAACGCCGACCACGUCGCUGCAAUCAAGGAGUACAGGGCCAAGAUCGAGGGCGAGCUCUCCGAGAUCUGCGGAGGCAUCUUGAAGCUUUUGGAUGAGAAGCUCGUGCCGGCUGCUGCCAGCGGCGAUUCCAAGGUGUUUUACUUGAAGAUGAAGGGAGAUUACCAUAGGUAUCUCGCCGAGUUCAAGACUGGGAAUGAGAGGAAGGAGGCUGCUGAGAAUACGCUCAACGCGUAUAAAUCUGCACAGGAUAUUGCAAAUGCUGAACUAGCUCCAACUCAUCCCAUCCGGCUAGGACUGGCAUUGAACUUUUCUGUGUUUUACUACGAGAUCUUGAAUUCUCCGGACCGUGCUUGCAAUCUUGCUAAACAGGCAUUUGAUGAAGCCAUCUCAGAGCUCGAUACAUUGGGAGAGGAUUCAUACAAGGAUAGCACUUUGAUCAUGCAACUCCUUCGGGAUAAUCUCACUUUGUGGACCUCAGAUAUGCAGGAUGAUGGUACUGAUGAGAUCAAAGACGCAGCAAAGCGUGAGGAAGAGCAAAAGCAAUGAGGUCACUUAACUUGGUGAUAUAUUUUACUUCUCCAUUAAUUUGUUUUUGUUUGGAGAAGUAUCUUGGUCCACUAUUUCUAUUACGAGUCUUCAGUAGUUGAUACUUAUUAAAGCUUGGAAGUAUUUUUUACUUCUUAGUUUUCUUUCUCUAUUUCUUUCCCCUUUUUCUUAAUUUUUUAAAAUUCUGAUCAGGUUGCAAAUGCUUUGUUUUCAUUUGUCAUUGUGACAAUAAAGGAACUAAUGACCAAGAAUUUUCCCCCCUUCUUAAAAGCUCAAACCUGAACAUUCAUGGAA